AUGACUGAGAUUCAGUUCCUCUACGUCGCACUUCCACAACUGUGUCUGGUGUGCCUGUUGAUCGCGCAUCUUCUCGUGGGGGCUUUGAUCUUCCAACUAAUCGAUGACGAGCUAGAAAAGAUCUCGAUACUCGAUAUUAUUCUAUUCGAAUUCGGCACGUUGACGACCAUCGGUUAUGGCAAUAUCAGCCCAACUAACGACAUCUCAAGACUAUUCUGUAUCUUCUACUCCAUCCUUGGCAUUCCACUCGUACUGUUUACCCUGGCGAACUUCAACAAGUUGGUGACAAAAGGAUUUUGGUAUUUGAUGUUUCUCUGCAAAUUGCCAGUGGCCCGUUCAAAGCUGUGCAACGAGGCGAAUAUGCCGUUACCAUUAAUUAUUGUUCUAUUCAUAUGUACGUUUUACUUUGGAUCAAUAUUUAUAGACCACACUGGAAGGCGACAUGGCGUGGACGACCUAUACUUUAGCUUCAUAAGUUUUACCACUGUCGGGUUCGGUGACCUGCUGCCGGUGACAGACAGCCUGAGGAAGCUGUGCAUGACGCUCUCCUAUCUGACCUGGGGAAUCAUACUCACUACAGCUCUUUUCGGUGUGCUUAAUCGCUAUCUGAAAAAGGUACACCAUCUCGGUCGUCGCUUCACUGGUGCAAGGGACGUACCGGUUUGGUUAGGUGGUCACUGCAUCACCGUCUCCGAACUGCUACAAGUUGUCGCUAAUGAGUUCAAUUUUAAGUUCAACACUCAGGCGUCGCCGAGAGAAGUGCGCUCGAUGCUGCAGUACCUCGACGAGAUCAUAUCAACUGCCACCACUGAGAAGAAAAGAUGCGCUCCGCUUGUUACUAACAUCGAGGAAUUUGAUAUUUAUGAUUAG
Molecule: messenger RNA, 870 nt
Organism: Angiostrongylus costaricensis
Lineage: Eukaryota; Metazoa; Nematoda; Chromadorea; Rhabditida; Metastrongylidae
Source: the annotation of a GenBank genome assembly